Molecule: messenger RNA, 644 nt
Organism: Chlamydomonas reinhardtii
Lineage: Eukaryota; Viridiplantae; Chlorophyta; Chlorophyceae; Chlamydomonadales; Chlamydomonadaceae
Product: ribosomal protein L23a
Exons: 4
Coding region: 135-578 (147 amino acids)
Biological process (GO): ribosomal large subunit assembly; translation
Cellular component (GO): cytosolic large ribosomal subunit; ribosome
Molecular function (GO): structural constituent of ribosome
Source: RefSeq, a predicted model, not a curated record
AUACAAAUGCGUGCGUCAAAUAGCGACCGCUGGCAAGGCGUACGACUUGGCUCGCUCAUGCGAUGCGCGACGGCAACUUGGCGCUGCGAGGUGCCACUCCUUCCCUCUUUUGUCACUUCGAGGAGCGUAGAGAAAUGGCCCCGAAAGGCAAGGCUGACGCCAAGGCGGUGGCCGCCAAGGCUGCUAAGGCUGUGAAGAAGGGUAGCUUCAAGAAGAGCCGGAAGCCCCGGUUCUCGGUGGUCUUCCACCGCCCGAAGACCCUGCAGCGCACCCGCGAGGGCAAGUACCCGAAGAUCAGCACGCCCUCGCUUCAAAAGCUUGACCAGUACGCGGUGCUCAAGUUCCCCCUGACCACCGAGUCGGCGAUGAAGAAGAUCGAGGACAACAACACCCUGGUCUUCAUUGUUGACCUGAAGGCCAGCAAGAAGCAGAUCAAGGACGCCGUGUCGCGCAUGUACGACGUGCAGACCAAGAAGGUCAACACCCUCAUCCGCCCCGACGGCCAGAAGAAGGCGUACGUCUGCCUCACCGCGGACUACGACGCCCUGGACGUUGCCAACAAGAUUGGCAUCAUCUAAACGACUCGUCUCGAAGGGACUGGGGAGCAGGAGGCGAAAGAGUGCGCUGUAACGCUGAAAGUCGCG